Octopus bimaculoides (California two-spot octopus) is the source of this 3744-nucleotide messenger RNA. RefSeq lists its product as uncharacterized. Gene Ontology annotation, cellular component: cytosol. NCBI's taxonomy places the organism in Eukaryota, Metazoa, Mollusca, Cephalopoda, Octopoda, Octopodidae. The record is from RefSeq and is a predicted model, not a curated record. Gene Ontology annotation, molecular function: SH3 domain binding.
UGCAUAUAUGCAUGUAUGUAUUUGUGUGUGUGUGUAUAGAUAUAGAUACUACAUACAUGUAUAUAUUUCUGUAUACAUGUGUGUGUGUGAGCACAUACGUAGACACACGCACACACACACACACACACACACGUGUAUGCGUAUACAUUUACCCUAAGUUUUGGAGGGGAAGGAAGUUACAGAAGGCAUUUAGUUACCAAAACCCUCCUGCCCAUCUCCCGCUUCGACCCUUCUCUCUCUCUCUCCCCCACUCUUGGCUGCAGUUUCACCUAUUUUUGAGGUUUUCAUGGUGGUGGUGGUGGUGGUGGUGGCGGCGGCAGCGGCGUUGAUGGUGGCGGCAAUGAUGAUGAUGGUUGUGGUGGUUGUGUCGGUGGUUACAUAACAGAAGGAUGUCGAAGAUUAAGUUCAGCACAUCUCAUUGGCAAGAAGUUAAAGAGCACUCACACCACCACCACUACGACUUCUACAACCAUGAAGACUACCACAACCACCACCACCACCACCACUAUCACUUUGACAGUUAUCCCCCCCCCCUCAGUAUCACUAGCUAUACCAUCAUUGCCACUACCCCCAAUGCUAUAAUCACCACCUCCACCACCAUCCCUACCACCAUUAGAAUCUACUCCUGUUUAUUGUUAUUCUCAAUGUCCUCUUUGACUUCAUUUCUGUAAUGGAAGUGGGGGGGGGAUUAUGAGGGUGGUGGGUUGUGAGGAGAGGAGGGAAAGGCUGGACGGUGUGGGGUGGGGAGCAUGGGAUGUAGUGGGAGAUAGAAAGACUUGGUGCAAGAAACGAUGGGGUGGGUGUGUGGGGAGUGAUGGUGGCAUAGGGGUGGAGGUGGAUAAAACAGGGGGUGAGUGUUCUCUCACCCCAUCAUGACCACCACACUCUCUCUCUCUCUCUCACAACCAUCUCAACAUUCUACCUCCUCUUCCACCUCCACCACCACCACCAUCCUCACCCAGUAAGCCCAGAGUAUUUCUUCCACAAACAGGGACUAUAGCGUGACCAGGAACAGUAGCAGCAUCACCACAGAAGGAGCCAACACCUGACCCCCCUCCAGCCCCACCCUGCACACUUCUUUACACUCCACCCCACCAAAUGUAACAGAACACGCUGCACCACAGUAAUGACGGCCAGCUGCACCAUGUCUGCGUUUAUAUACACCCACAGCAAUAAUGAGGGCGGCAGUAUAUAACAUAACUCACACCAACACACAUAUAUAUAUAUACACACAUACACACACAUACACGUAUGUAUGUGUAUAUAUACGUAUAUAUUUAUGUGUAUAUGCAGACCCACAGACCUAGUUUAGGGAGGUUUCACAUGUUCUGAAAAUAAGAUGGGGUGGCCAUGGCUAGAUUGCUUUGAUCAUAGAUCUGUUUGAGCCACGUUGACUUAUGGGCUAAACAUAUACACACACACACACACACCAUACAUGCCAAGGCAUACAUUUGUAUAGAGAAGAUGAACAAUAGAGAGGCUGGCACACACACACACACACACACACGCUGAGGCAGAUUGUGUUUUACACACAUACUGACAGAUGUAUAUAGACAGACUGUUCUAGAUAGUUAUAUAAGCUAGACUGAUAGACAGACAGAUGCCAACUCAGCUAGAUUCCUUGAUAGACAUACAACUCGGGUGUCAUCAAUUUGACUUCCAAAACUUGGAGGAAGAAACUGGCAAAGGAAAUGAGUGUGUAGUCGAUAUAUAUACAUACACAUAUAUAUAUAUGAAUAUGCAGACAAAUAGAUAUAAACAGACAUACAAACACACACACACGCAUAGAGAGAGAGGCAUAGACAAACAGACAGAUUUACAGGUAGAUAUAGAGACAAACAGACAGACAGAUAUGUAAAUUGGAUAGAUUUGAUUCUUUACAUAAAAUCUGUUGCAAUCCCAUGAUGUGUUAGCAACUAAAAAAGUGGAGAGAGAGAGUUCUGAGAUAAAGGUAAUGCCAGUUUACCCCGAGAGAGUUGCCUGUUAACAUUUUCAGUUUCCUGCAGAAACAAAAUACGAAAUAAAAUAAAAAAAAAAUUAAAAGCAAUUGGAAAAAAUUUUACAAAAUUUCGAAGAAUGGAAUCUAAUCAACAAAUUUUAUAGAAAUUAAAUUUCUUUGAUUCCCUUUUAAUGUUACUGAAUACCUGCAGAAACAAACAAAGAAAAAUCAGGAAGAAAAACCCCCCAAAAAUACAGGAAAAGUAAAAAUUACCAAAAUAUUCACAAAAAUAUUGAUGGAAAAGAAUUUAAGGAGCAACUUUUGGAUAAAUUUUACGUUUCGUUUUUGAAAUCCAAAACAGAAGAAGAAAUAUUCUGGAGUGGAACUGUGUGUGUGAGUGUGUUGGUCAUAAAUGGCUAAGGCUGAUCUUCCUGAAUCUCCUGAGGAUCUUUUACGUCUUCAUCAACAACUUGUUUGGCUUGAACUGCUUCCUGGAAUCGAAUCCUUCUUCACUGAAAUUCUUGCUCAAGAAAACCUGUCCGAUGCUGCUGAAUCUCGCUGCAAGUAUUAUGUUGAACGACUUGAAAUAUUGAAAUUGCCACCAACCAUUCCUCCAAGACCACGACAAGAAAACCCUCAGGAACCUAACAAAGGGUUAUUUUCGUUAUCAUCUGGUGAUGUGGAGUCCUUCAUCAACUGCAAGGAUCAAGUACCUCCAUUGCCUCCAAGGGACAAUCAGUAUACUGGAGGUGAUUGAUCAGCUCCUGAAGUGGUUUCUAUUUUACACUACUACCACCACCACAACCACUACUACAAUAAUCACUACCAUCACAUACCAUCCCUACAACCACCACCACCACCACAACUACCAUCAUCACCAAUACCACCACUACUAUCACAACCACUAUCACCACUAUUACUACCACCACCACUACUUCUACCACAUACCCCUCUAUCAUAACCAAGACAAUCACCACCACCACUGCCUCCCCUACACUCAGUCCAUCAGUUUGUGAUCAAAUAAAUUUGAAAGCCCAACCUCCAUUUUCUUGAUCCAUUUAGCUGAAUGUUAGAGCUCCAGUAUGGCCACUCUCCCUUAGACAGUCUGAAUACAACCAAUUAAUGAAACAGUUGCAGCUGCAGUUCUUAAUUUGCAAUGUGUGUCUCCUUAUUGUUUGUAUGUGGCCUUGGGGAUAUUUAGGAGUGAAGGAUAUUGUUUAAGGGCUCAAUACAAAAAUAUGAUUGAGCCAGAGGUGGAAGUCUGGUGUCUCUGUUGGGGGUUCCUCAUAUUGGUGGUGUUUGGGUCGGGGAUGAAGAAAACCUCAAGCAUUGGCUAUAUGAAGGGGAGAAACCUGGUCUGUUUAAUUCCACAAACGGUUUUUCAGUUGAUUGGAUUAACUGAAACCCUCAUUGUCACAACUGAUGGAGAACCAGUUGUAUGCGAUUCCUAUCUAGUUCCAGUUCAAAUCUAAGGACUUGGUUCAAGCUGAGGCUUUUUGGAAGAAGAAAAACUUGCCCAAGAUGCUAUCCAGGGAGAUCAAACAUGGAAGCUGGGUUUCUUGAUCAAAUAGUCAUUUAAUAAGACUCCCCACAGUAUGGUAUUGAGGUUGAUAGUGGCUUUCAUCUUUUCGGGGUUGAUAAAUUAAGUACCAGUUGACUACUCCCCUCCCCCCAAAAUUACAGGCCUUGCGCCUAUAGUACAAAGGAUUAUCAUUAUUAUUAUUAUUAUUUACUUAUAAUAAUUUGAUUCCACCAAUAAUAACUGGAAUGUUCCAUUUUCCUUUUAAUCAUAACCAGACUGUUCC